Molecule: messenger RNA, 1053 nt
Organism: Zygosaccharomyces rouxii
Lineage: Eukaryota; Fungi; Ascomycota; Saccharomycetes; Saccharomycetales; Saccharomycetaceae
Gene: RAD14
Product: DNA repair protein RAD14
Exons: 2
Coding region: 1-1053 (350 amino acids)
Biological process (GO): nucleotide-excision repair, DNA damage recognition; base-excision repair; nucleotide-excision repair involved in interstrand cross-link repair
Cellular component (GO): nucleotide-excision repair factor 1 complex
Molecular function (GO): damaged DNA binding
Source: RefSeq, a predicted model, not a curated record
AUGAGCAAGAUGAAUGAUGAACAAAAAGCUAGAAUAGAAGCUAACAGGGAAAGGGCUCUGGAGAGGUUGAAGAAAAGAGGAAUCCUUAAAGAUAAUGAGCUGAAGCAAAUCGAAAAGAGGAACGAACCCACUAAGGAACCUUUUAAGGAAGCUACUGCAAACACACCACAUCAGUCACUAGUUACUGAAUCGCAGGCAUCUGCUAAUGUACCAUCAAAUUCAACGUCGUCAGACGCAUCAAAACCAGAAGAAUCUAAAAAGCGUCCACUAGAGCGUAUAAAACCUUCUAUUCGAACUAGAGAUUACAUUGAAUAUGACUUUUCCACCAUGAAGAAUUUGCAUGGUGGGUAUAUCAAUCCAGAGGAUCGUCCAAGUACAUUUGAUGAUGAAGAUGUAAUGGGUUCUAAAAGACAAAAGACAUUAGAAGAUUGGAAAAGAGAACAACAGGAGCGUAGAUAUCUUUAUGAAAAUGCACCACCCCCAACACACAUUUCCGAAGCCUCCAAGUGCAUCGAAUGUGGUAUAAACAUUGAAAUGGAUCCGGUUAUGGAUGAUGUCUUCAAAAUAAGAGUUUGCAAAUCUUGUGUGAAAAAAAUGCCACAGAAGUAUUCGUUAUUGACUAAAACUGAAUGUAAGGAAGAUUAUUUUUUAACUGAAUCUGAGCUUAUGGAUGAGACUAUCUUCCACAAAUUGGAAAAGCCGAACCCUCAUUCUGGUACAUUUGCUAGAAUGCAGUUAUUUGUUAGAUGUGAAGUGGAAGCAUUUGCAUUUAAGAAGUGGCAGAGUGAAGAAGGUUUAGACGCUGAGUGGCAUAGACGUGAAGCCGGUAAGGCUCAAAGGCGUGAGAAAAAAUAUCAGAAGGAGCUAUUGAAGAUGAGAAUGAAGACAAGAGCCCAGGAGUUUACCACUAAGAUCAAAGAGCGGAAGCAUGGUAAGGCUCACGAGCACGAUUUUAGUGCAGCUAUGGAGGGCGGUACUGAUGAAGAUGGUCACAAAUUGCUACGGCGUCGUUGUAUUGAGUGUGGGUUAGAAACAGAAGAAGUGACAUUGUAA